UUAAUAUGUCAAACACAAAAUGAUUUAGGAAGCAAGUCAUAUGAUAAAUUAUCUGAGAGACAGAAGAAUUUCAAGACAAAAUUUAGAAAGACCGAGCAAAAAUGGCUAACAUCUCAAACUUAGGAAGUGUCAUUAGCAAUAUUGAUGACAUUGAAAAAGACAUGAGUUUGCCAAUUGGUGCCCAGGUGGCCACCAGUUUACUACAGCAGAGAGCCAAUGAUGUCAGAGCAAACAGAGUCAACUGGCAGAGCUAUGUACAGGGACAGAUGAUUUCUCAGGAGGAUUAUAACUUUAUCUACCAGUUUGAUAAUGCUAACACAGAAACUAAGGCAGCCAUGCUGAGGGAGAAUGGACUACAGUUUGCAAGAACUUUCUUCAAUUUGAUGAGCCAGAUAGCUAAAGACCAAACCUUACAGUACAUAUUGACUAUGUUGGAUGAUGUUUUACAGGAGGAUAAAUCCCGAGUAGAAAUCUUAAAGGAUUAUGCCAAACAGAUGAAGGAGUCAGUCUGGACUCCCUUCAUGCAUCUACUGAACAGGAAUGACAGAUUUAUUGUCAAUCAGACAAGUAGAAUCAUUGCUAAGAUGGCAUGCUGGAGUAAGGAGUUGAUGGGUCUGGAUGACUUAAGAUUCUACAUGGAUUGGCUUAAAAACCAGCUCCGUCUUCCUGGUAAUGAGUACAUACAGACUGCAGCACGGUGCCUACAAAUGAUGCUCAGAAUAGAGAAAUACAGACAAGUGUUUGUAGACGUAGACGGAAUAGCUACGAUUGUGUCUGUGUUGCUAGGGAGCAAGGUCGGCUUCCAGAUCCAGUAUCAGCUGAUAUUUUGUUUGUGGUGUCUCAGCUUCAGUCCUCACAUAGCAGAGAGAAUGAGCAAAGAUAAAAUCAUCCCAGUACUAUCAGACAUUCUCAGCGAAUCUGUGAAGGAGAAAGUUUCAAGAAUUAUACUUGCCACAUUCAGAAACUUGCUAGAGAAGCCAGAAGAAAAGGAUUUGGUCCAUGAACACGCUGUGGCCAUGGUUCAGUGUAAAGUCCUAAAACAGCUAGAACUGCUGGAGGCCAGGAAAUUUGAUGACCCUGACAUUGUGGACGACCUUGAAUUCCUUAAUGAGAAACUGCAGGAGUCUGUCCAAGAUCUUAGUUCAUUUGAUGAGUACACAUCUGAGGUGAAAUCAGGGAGAUUGGAAUGGAGCCCGGUUCAUAAGAAUGAGAAAUUCUGGAGGGAGAAUGCAAUCAGGCUUAAUGAGAAUAACUACUCUCUUCUUAAGAUGUUAGUUCGACUUUUAGAAAGUAGUAAGGAUCCAUUAAUCCUUUCUGUGGCAGCUCAUGACUUAGGAGAAUAUGUCAGACAUUAUCCUAGGGGAAAAGUUGUGAUAGAACAGUUGGGUGGUAAACAAUUAGUGAUGCAAUAUCUUUCACAUGAAGAUCCUAAUGUCAGAUUUGAAGCCCUCAUUGCUGUUCAAAAGUUGAUGGUCCAUAAUUGGGAGUACCUCGGACGACAGUUGCAGUCGGACCAACCCAAGGAGGGUCCUGGGAUGGUACAAACCCCCGCAUAGUAGUCACCCCUCACUGUCCCCAGAGGAUGUAUUUCUCUGUCCUAGUCAAUAUAAUCCAGAGACAUGUAUCAUUAUAUAUAGGGUAACCAUGACAUUCCAGCAGGCCUGGUGUUCCAGGAUUGUCAUCAUACACAAAGGCUGAUAUCACUUGUAGGGGGUUCUGACAUGAAGGAUGUACCAUAUUUUAGUUCUUUUUUCAUCUAAUAUAUUUUUCAUCAUAUAAAAUGACAAAUUAGUUAUAUACACAUAAAUGUAUUUGGAUGUCGGAGGGUGGUAUUAAUUUUGGAUAUAUUCUGAGGAACAGUUUUGGAGGUAACAACUGUUAGUGGUUAUUUGUACAGUGUUUUCAUAAUUAUUUGAUGUGAAUUCCAGAGUUGGCUACAGGAUGGUUUUCUGGUCGGGUUAUUAAGCCUUAUAAACAUCCAACAACUCAAGUCUCAUUUACUGACAAUAAAUACAGGUGAUUUAUGAUGAUUUGUGAUGUUAGCUUGUAGAAGUGUAUUUUUUUUAACAAAAAUUAUUAUUUAAAUGUGACUUGUUUAUGUUUACAACUAGAAAAAAAUAUAUUAUGUUACAGAUCA
Messenger RNA from Saccostrea cuccullata (small rock oyster), 2137 nucleotides. RefSeq names its product V-type proton ATPase subunit H-like. Gene Ontology annotation, cellular component: vacuolar proton-transporting V-type ATPase, V1 domain; lysosomal membrane. The transcript is spliced from 15 exons. Gene Ontology annotation, biological process: proton transmembrane transport. Gene Ontology annotation, molecular function: proton-transporting ATPase activity, rotational mechanism. Lineage: Eukaryota; Metazoa; Mollusca; Bivalvia; Ostreida; Ostreidae. The record is from RefSeq and is a predicted model, not a curated record. The coding region runs from base 102 to 1556 and encodes 484 amino acids.